Molecule: messenger RNA, 990 nt
Organism: Microthlaspi erraticum
Lineage: Eukaryota; Viridiplantae; Streptophyta; Magnoliopsida; Brassicales; Brassicaceae
Source: the annotation of a GenBank genome assembly
AUGGGCGGUGAUGCUUCGUGUAGCAUGGUUUUCUGUGGGAAAUCAUCCGUGGAAACAGAGAUAGCGACGCGUCUGAAGAAGGAGAAGGUGCUUAAGCUCCAAGAUGAUACCAAAGUUUCAGUCUUUUUAGAAUCUGAGGCUGAGGCUAUGUUAGUCAAAGAUGACAAUUCCUUCGAUUCCUCCUUGUUCAUGGACUCCAUUUCAACCGACCGGUUUGGCCGGUUUCUCAUUUGGUCUCCGCGCUUGUCUUCCACUCACGAUGUUGUUUCUCCCAACUUCUGUGAGCUUCCAGUUGGUACAGUUUGUGUCACAGAAACUCAAUUCAAGGGUCGAGGAAGAUCAAAGAAUGUCUGGGAAUCUCCAAAGGGUUGUCUUAUGUUUUCUUUUACUCUAGAAAUGGAAGUUGCUACACUUAUCCCUGUGAUACAGUAUGUGGUAUCUAUUGCUGUCACGGAGGCAGUGAAGUCUGUUUGUGACAAGAAGGGUUUGCCUUACAUUGACGUUAGAAUUAAGUGGCCAAACGAUAUCUACUUGAACGGUCUUAAGAUUGGAGGCAUUUUGUGUACCUCUACAUAUAGAUCAAAGAAGUUCUAUGUCAGUAUUGGUAUUGGUCUGAAUGUAGAUAACGACCAACCGACCACAUGCUUGAAUGCAGUACUAAAAGACCUGUCACCCACAUCAGACCUAUUUAAAAGAGAAGAAAUUCUUGGCGCCUUCUUUCAUAAGUUUGAAACAUUCUUUGAUCUACUCAUGAAACGAGGAUUUAAAUCUCUCGAGGAGCUUUACUACAGGACAUGGCUUCACAGCGACCAAAAAGUAGUUGUUGAAGACAGAGUCGGGGACAAGUUUGUUCAAAAUGUUGUGACUAUUAAGGGAAUGACUUCUUCGGGAUACUUGAAGGCUAUUGGAGAUGACAAUCAAAUCUAUGAGCUUCACCCCGAUGGCAAUAGUUUCGACUUUCUCAAAGGUCUUGUCCGAAGAAAACUAUGA